GACACAAAGAGAGGGGGUUUUGGGAGAAAGAAAAAGAGGAGUAUGAAAAUAUCAGUUGGAGACACGAUGAAUUUCCAAGCAGCCUUUGGAGGAUUUAAUGGCGUUUCUUCUUCUCCUUCUCUCUUACUCUUCUUCUUCUUGUUACUGUCCUCGUCCUCUCUGAUAAUUACAACAGAAGCCCAGCCAUCGCCAUUGCCCCUUUACAAGGAUCCUAAAGCUCCAUUAGAGGAGAGGGUUGCCGACCUUUUGUCUCGAAUGACACUCGCAGAGAAGAUUGGGCAAAUGACUCAGAUUGAUCGCUCCACGGCCAACCCUGAGCUUCUAAUGCGCCUUAACAUUGGGAGCGUUUUGAGUGGGGGUGGUAGCAUACCUGCCCCAAAAGCAUCCCCUGCAAUGUGGGCAGACAUGAUCGAUGGCCUACAAAAUGCGGCGCUGGCCACGAGGCUCGGCAUCCCGAUAAUCUACGGUAUAGAUGCAGUUCAUGGCCAUAACAAUGUCUAUGGUGCCACUAUCUUUCCCCAUAAUAUCGGCCUCGGUGCCACAAGUGACAGGGACCUGGUUAGGAGGAUAGGUAAAGCAACGGCUCUAGAAGUUAGAGCAACAGGGAUACCAUAUACAUUCGCUCCUUGCCUCGCAGUAUGUCGUGAUCCAAGAUGGGGACGUUGUUAUGAGAGUUACAGUGAAGACACAGAGGUGGUGAGAAGCAUGGCGGAUAUCAUAUUGGGUUUGCAGGGUGUCCCACCACCAUCUCAUCCUAGAGGCUACCCCUUCAUGGCUAUGUCGGGGCUUAGGAUGAUUUGGCAUGUUUUCAAAAUUGUGGGAUUCGUGAUAUCAGACUGGGAAGGCAUUGAUAGGCUUGAGAAUGGUGCCAACUACAAGGAGAAAGUGAAAGCAGCCAUUGCUGCAGGUAUUGACAUGGUCAUGGCGCCCUACACUUUUCAAGAGUUCAUCAACGAUCUAACAGAAAUUGUGAAUGAGGGUCACAUUCCGAUGGCCAGGAUUGAUGAUGCUGUAAGGAGGAUCCUCAGAGUGAAAUUUGUUGCAGGCCUAUUCGAACAACCCAUGACUGAUAGGUCCCUUAUGGACAUAGUUGGACACAAGACCCAUCGAGAAUUGGCACGUGAGGCUGUGAGAAAAAGCCUGGUUUUGUUGAAGAAUGAGAAGGCCGGUAAACCAAUGCUUCCCUUGAGCAAGAAGGCCCCCAAGAUUUUGGUUGCCGGCUCCCAUGCCCACAAUUUGGGUUACCAAUGUGGAGGAUGGACCAUCACUUGGGCUGGUAAUGGAGGCAACACAACCAUUGGAACUACAAUCCUAGAAGGGGUCAAAGCCUCAAUGAGCAAGAAGACCCAUGUGGUGUAUGAAGAGAGGCCUAACGAGAGAUUCUUUGAGAACAACACCGGAUUUUCAUAUGCAAUCGUUGCGGUUGGUGAGACCCCUUAUGUUGAGAGUGGAGGCGACAACUCUGACCUCACCAUACCCUCAGGUGGUAUCGAGACUUUAAGGACCGUGUGCACGAAUGUAAGGUGCUUGGUUCUCCUUGUGUCAGGCAGGCCCUUAGUGAUUGAGCCAUACUUGAUUGAAAUGGAUGCCCUUGUGGCUGUGUGGCUUCCUGGUAGUGAGGGAGGAAGAGGGAUAGCUGAUGUUAUAUUUGGUGGCCAUGAGUUCCGCGGUCGAUUAUCAAGGUCUUGGUUCCGAAGAGUUGAUCAGUUGCCUAUGAAUAUAGGGGAUGAGCAUUAUGAUCCACUAUUUCCAUUUGGGUAUGGGUUACAGAUGAAUCUCAAGGCAGGGCACUCUCUGUCUCAUGAGAUCCGAAGGCCUUCAUCGUCUUCACCACCACUACCAUCAUUGACAUUUUCUUUUUCUUCACUGUAGUCAUAAUAGUCAUAAUUGUUGUCAUUUGCAUUUUAAGUUUCACCAUCUAACUCAUUGAUGCAUGUAUGAAUCGUAGGCAUUGUAAGCAUUUUUUUUUUUUUCCUGUUCUUUGUAGUUGAGUGUUGUAAGCACCUGUAAAUUUGUGUUUUUGAACUUGGGUGAUUUGUGAAUAGAAUUCAG
Molecule: messenger RNA, 2052 nt
Organism: Amborella trichopoda
Lineage: Eukaryota; Viridiplantae; Streptophyta; Magnoliopsida; Amborellales; Amborellaceae
Source: RefSeq, a predicted model, not a curated record